Hyaloscypha bicolor E is the source of this 2889-nucleotide messenger RNA. RefSeq names its product Cse1-domain-containing protein. Lineage: Eukaryota; Fungi; Ascomycota; Leotiomycetes; Helotiales; Hyaloscyphaceae. The transcript is spliced from 7 exons. Gene Ontology annotation, cellular component: nuclear envelope; cytosol. Bases 1 to 2889 code for a protein of 962 amino acids. The record is from RefSeq and is a predicted model, not a curated record. Gene Ontology annotation, biological process: protein import into nucleus; protein export from nucleus. Gene Ontology annotation, molecular function: small GTPase binding; nuclear export signal receptor activity.
AUGGCUUCAGAUAUGGGGACUCUUGUACAGCUCCUCGAAGCCACACUAGAUCAUCGGCAGCAUAAGCAAGCGGAGAUCGCGCUCAAGACCGAAGAGAAGAAACCUGAAUUCUCGCUUCUCCUGCUCAACAUUGUCGCCUCGGGGUCUCUGCCGCUGAACACACGACUUUCGGGGGCGUUGUGCUUCAAGAAUUUUAUCAAAUUCAACUGGGUAGACGAGGAAGGAACGUACAAACUCGCCGAAAAUGAGGUUAUGACAAUCAAGAAGGAGCUCAUAGGGCUUAUGAUCUCAGUACCUCCCAGUAUCCAAGCACAACUAGGAGAAACGAUCAGCGUGAUCGCAGACUCUGAUUUUUGGACUCGAUGGGAUACAUUGGUUGAUGACCUGGUUUCCAGGCUGACCCUUGAUAAUGCGAAAGUCAACAUUGGGGUGUUAGAAGUGGCGCACUCAAUCUUCAAACGAUGGAGACCCCUUUUCGCAUCCGACGACUUAUACACAGAGAUCAAUCAUGUUCUUUCGAAAUUUGGAGAGCCAUAUGUUCAGUUGCUUGCGAGCACCGAUCGCCAGAUUGAGGCAAACAAGAACAACAGGGAAGCUUUGAUACAACACGUUGAAGUCAUGAAUCUGUUGGUCAAGCUCUUCUACGAUCUUUCCUCCCAGGAUCUUCCACCAAUCUUUGAAGACAACCUGGGAGAUGUGACCGCAUUGUUGCAUAAAUAUCUCACCUACGAAAAUCCGCUCCUAGCAACCGAUGAUGAUUCAGAGUCUGGACCACUGGAAUUUGUCAAGGCUGGAAUUUGUGAGGUUAUGACCUUGUACAUGCACAAAUAUGAGGAUGCCUUUGGAGACCUGUGCAAACCUUUCAUUACGAGCGCAUGGAGCCUGUUAACAACCAUUGGCCCGGAGACGAAAUUCGACAUACUCGUAAGCAAGGCGUUGCAUUUCUUGACUGCUGUGGCAAGUCUCGAUCGACAUGCGCAAAAUUUCAAUAACGAGGAAAUCUUAGGCCAGGUAGUGGAGAAGGUCAUUCUGCCAAACGUCAGUCUGCGGGGAUCGGAUAUUGAACAAUUUGAGGAUGAGCCUAUCGAAUACAUUCGGCGGGACCUUGAAGGAUCUGAUGCCGACACCCGACGGAGAGCAGCUACGGAUUUCUUACGAAAAUUACUCGAGAAGUUUGAGCGCCUCGUUACGGAUGUUGUUGGACGAUAUAUCACGCACUACCUUGCAGCCUUCACGAGAGAUCCAGCGAGCGAGUGGAAGUCGAAGGACACCGCUAUGUACCUUUUCUCGGCAAUUGCAGCAAAAGGAGUUAUCACUGCUACCCACGGUGUCAAGACAACUAAUUCCUUGGUGGACGUGGUUGAUUUCUUUCAGAACAACAUUGCGAACGAUCUUAUUGCUGACACAGGUGUGGAGCCAAUAUUGAAAGUGGAUGCUAUCAAGUUUCUCUAUACCUUCCGAAGUCAGUUGACGAAGGCUCAGUGGAGUGCUGCGUUUUCCCCCCUUGUCAAGAACUUGGCGUCUUCCAAUUAUGUUGUCUACACAUAUGCUUCGAUCGCCGUGGAACGAGUACUCUUCCUCACAAAUGAUUCGGGAGAACACAUUUUUGGAAAGGAUGAAGUCACUCCAUUCGCCAAGGAUCUCCUUGAGCUUUUAUUCCAGCUCAUAGAGAAGGAUCCCGCACCAGAGAAGAUCCAGGAAAAUGAGUUCUUGAUGCGCUGCGUUAUGCGGGUUCUGAUCGUCAUCAAGGACAGCGUACUAUCGAUCACAGAUAUUGUUCUCCAGCACUUGAUUAGCAUCACCGACAUUAUCGGGCGAAACCCAAGUAACCCGCGCUUCUACUAUUACCAUUUCGAGUCGUUGGGUGCCUUGGUCCGCUACGCGGCUUCAUCGCAACCCGAAAAGCUGGAGAACGAUCUAUAUCCUCCGUUCGCGGGAAUCCUUCAAAACGAUGUCCAAGAAUUCAUGCCUUACGUAUUCCAAUUAUUCGCUGCACUUCUUGAAGCUCGUCCGCAUGGCCCGCUCUCCGAAUUCUACAAAGCAUUGGUUGCUCCAGUACUUAUGCCAUCCUUAUGGGAAUCGAGAGGCAACGUACCUGCACUUGCUCGAUUGCUUUCGUCCAUCAUACCAAGAAGUGCAGCAGAUAUCGUGGCUAACAAUCAAGUCGAGCCAAUCCUUGGAAUAUUUCAGAAGCUCAUGUCGGGGAAGGCAAGGACCGAGCUCUAUGGAUUCGAUGUUCUGGAAGCUGUAGUCACGUCCUGUGAAGUGUCGGCCAUCCAACAAUAUUUCCCGACAAUUCUGACCAUAAUUUUCACGCGACUGAACAACAAUGCGCCAGAGAAAUUUAAGCACAGAUUCAUUCGCUUCUACCAUCUUGUAGCAUCGCGGGAUCAGUUAGGCCUCGGCGCUGACUUUUUCAUUCAAAAUUCCGAUACCGUUCAGGACGGUGUUUACGUGCCAAUAUACUUGACAAUCAUCCUGCCUUCAACACAACAGCUAGCUCGACCUCUCGAACGCAAACUAGCUGUUGUCUCGCUUACCAAGACCUUAGCAGAUUCACAAGCUUUCGCCGUCAAGUACGUAAAGGGCUGGGGCAAGACUUGUGAGGCGUUGUUGAAGCUGCUGGAAAACCCUCCGAUGCCAGUUACUGCUGAUGAUGUCGUCAUGGAUGUUGACGUCGAUGAUCUUAGCUUUGGAGUUGGCUUCACGGCUUUAAAUACCUGUAAGAAGAUUCCCAGGGACGAGUGGCCAGAAGUUACGGAUGUGAAGUUAUGGGUCGGAUCGUAUCUCAAGGCUGCAGAUGCGAGGCAGGCGGGAGCGAUCGCUGAAUACGUCAAUGAGCGACUUUCGCCAGAGGCGAAAGUCGUCCUGGUAUCCUAUAUGCGAUGA